AUGACGUUUUGGGGACCCUUUUUCUGGGCUCAUUUUUUGGGGACCCCCUCCCCAGCCCCCAAGGAGCAGCAGAAGGCCGAGGCCACCGAACCCCUGAAAUCGGCCAAGCCCGGCCAGGAGGAGGAGGGGACCCCCAAAUCCAAAGGGCCCGGGGGGGCCGGGGGCGACGGCAAAGGGAAGGAGAAGAAGCCACCGCUGCUGGAGGCGCCCCCGCUGCGGCUGAAGCCGCGCAGCGUCCACGAGCUCUCGGUGGAGCAGCAGCUCUACUACAAGGAGAUCACCGAGGCCUGCGUGGGCUCCUGCGAGGCCAAACGGGCCGAGGCGCUGCAGAGCAUCGCCACCGACCCGGGGCUGUACCAGAUGCUGCCGCGCUUCAGCACCUUCAUCUCCGAGGGGGUGCGGGUGAACGUGGUGCAGAACAAUCUGGCGCUGCUCAUCUACCUGAUGAGGAUGGUGAAGGCCCUGAUGGACAACCCCACCCUGUACCUGGAGAAAUACCUGCAUGAGCUGAUCCCGGCGGUGAUGACGUGCAUCGUCAGCCGCCAGCUCUGCCUGCGGCCGGACGUGGACAACCACUGGGCACUGCGGGACUUCGCCGCGCGCCUGGUGGCCCAGGUGUGCAAGAACUUCAGCACCACCACCAACAACAUCCAGUCCCGCAUCACCAAAACCUUCACCAAGAGCUGGGUGGAUGACAAGACCCCCUGGACAACGCGCUACGGAUCCAUCGCGGGGCUGGCCGAGCUGGGCCACGACGUGAUCAAGACCCUGAUCCUGCCGCGGCUCCCGGCCGAGGGGGAGCGCGUGCGGAACAUUCUGGAAGGGCCCGUGGUGAGCACCAUCGACCGCAUCGGGGCCGACCACGUCCAGAGCCUGCUGCUGAAGCACUGUGCCCCGGUGCUGGCCAAGGCGCGGCCGCCCCCCGACAGCCCCGAGUGCUACCGCGGCGAUUUCGGUUACCUGGGCGCGCUGCUCUGCUCCCACGUGGUCAAAGCCAGAGCCCAGGCGGCCCUGCAGGCCCAGCAGGUCAACAGGACCACGCUGACCAUCACCCAGCCGCGCCCCACGCUGACGCUGUCCCAGGCCCCGCAGGCCCCGGGGGCGCCCCCGCGGCCCCCCAGCAUCAUCAAGGUGCCCAGCGCCAUCGCCCUGCCCGUGCCCGUGCCCGUCCCCGUGCCCGCCCUGGCCCCCGGCGGCCGCCCCGGGACCCCCACCCAGCCCUCCCCGCCGCCCCCCAAGUUCAUCGUCAUGUCCUCGGCCAGCAGCGCCAGCCAGCAGGUGAUCACGCUGAGCACGUCCCCCGCCCCCACUGCCACCUCCCCUGUCACCACCACUGUCCCCAGCGUGCAGCCACUGGUCAAACUGGUGUCCCCCGGUGUCCCCAGCGGUGCCACCACCGCCACCGCCACCGCCACCACCGGUGUCACCGGUGUCACCGGCGCCGUGCAGAAAUACAUCGUGGUGUCAUUGCCACCCGCCACAGGUGACACCAAGGGUGGCACUGCCACCACCGCCACCCCCCCGCCCGCCCCCGCCCCGCAGAUGUCCCCAAGUGCCACCACUGCCACCGCCGCGGGGUCCCCGGUGGCUGCCAACGUCACCAAGGUGGAGGUUGGGGACAGUCCCCAAAGUGCCACCGGUGUCACCGCGGGUAAGGCCAAUGGGACCUCCGGGGUGGGGACGCAGGAGACAGCGGGUGGCACCUAAAAGUGUCACCUGAGGGGUCAUGGUGGCCCAAAAGUGUCACCUGAGGGGUCACGGUGUCCCCAAAGUGUCACCUGAGGGGCCCCAAUGGCCCCAAAGUGUCACCUGAGGGGCUCCAAUGGCCCCAAAUGUCCCCAAAGUGUCACCUUAGGGGCCCAAAUGUCCCUAAAGUGUCACCAAAGGGCCCCAAAGUGUCACCUGAGGGGCCACAAUGUCCCCAAAGUGUCACCUGAGGGGCCCAAAUGUCCCUAAAGUGUCACCUGAGGGGCCACGGUGUCCCCAAAGUGUCACCUGAGGGGCCCAAAUGUCCCUAAAGUGUCCCUAAAGUGUCACCUGAGGGGCUGCAAUGUCCCCAAAGUGUCACCGGAGGGGCUCAAAUGUCCCUAAAGUGUCCCCAAAGGGCCCCAAAGUGUCACCAAAUGUCCCCAAAGUGUCACCAAAGGGGCCCCUGUGUCCACAAAUGUCCCCAAAGUGUCCCCAAAAUGUCCCUGGGGAGGACAGGGGGGUCUUGGUGUCCCCAAAAUGUCCCCAAAGUGUCCCUGGGACCCCUCUGUGGGGACAUUUGGUGGCCUCAGAGUCCCCAAAAUGUCCCCAAAGUGUCCCUGGACACCCCUGGGGAGGACAGGGGGGUCUGGGUGUCCCCAAAAUGUCCCCAAAUGUCCCCAAAAUGUCCCCAAAAUGUCCCUGAGGAGGACAGGGGGGUCUGGGUGUCCCCAAAUGUCCCCAAAAUGUCCCCAAAGUGUCCCCAAAAUGUCCCCAAAGUGUCCCCAAAAUGUCCCCAAAAUGUCCCCAAAGUGUCCCCGGGGUCCCCCCCCGGGGCUGUGUGGAACUCAAUAAACUCCCAGUUCAUUCCA
Taeniopygia guttata (zebra finch) is the source of this 2558-nucleotide messenger RNA. NCBI's taxonomy places the organism in Eukaryota, Metazoa, Chordata, Aves, Passeriformes, Estrildidae. The record is from RefSeq and is a predicted model, not a curated record.